CUUCAUACCCGCAGAUCGAUCUCUAUCACCGCCAAAUUCUGAUUCCUACACCUCCAAUCUGAUCCUCGAUGGCCAUGGAAGACAAUGAAAGCUGUGGUAGUAGGGCUGUGGAAUCGCCUAAAAAGAGUCGACAACGACGCCAGAAACUUGAGGUUUAUAACGAUGUCCUCAAUCGAUUGUACGAUAUGAAUCAUGAGGAUACCGAACUACCUGAUUUCGAAGACCAGCUUUGGAUUCACUUUAAUCGCCUUCCUCCGAGAUAUGCUCUGGAUGUGAACGUAGAGAGAGCGGAAGAUGUGAUCACGCAUAAGAGGGUUUUACAGAUGGCGGAAAAUCCUGCUAAUAGACCUGCAUUUGAAGUCCGCUUAGUGCAGGUUCAUCCUGCCUCAGAUGGGAACACACCUGAUUUGGACAAUAUGGAACCCUCAAUGAAAGAAGAUGCUCAGAGUCCUUCACCUUACAGCAGCAGAAACGGAGUGCACCCCCCAUCUUUUGGUUCAGCACAGAACCUUGAAGGGCUUGCACUUAAAGCCACUAGACAUCAGGAAACUUAUGCAGACAAUGAUGUAAAUUCAACUUCAGUGUUUUCUAGGCCUAUGCAUGAGAUCACAUUUUCAACAAUAGACAGACCAAAGCUCCUAAGUCAGUUGACUUCUUUACUUUCUGAGGCUGGAUUGAAUAUUCAAGAAGCACAUGCUUUCUCCACUGCUGAUGGCUUCUCCUUGGAUGUCUUUGUUGUAGAUGGUUGGCCUCAUGAGGAAACUACACAGCUAAGAACUGCAAUAGCAAGGGAAAUAAUGAAGGCUAAGGGGGAAUCAUAUCCUGAAAAACCUUCUCCAUCCACUAUUUCCAAAUCUACCCCUUCUCCAAGUAACUCCAUCCCUUCAAAUGAUCAUGUCAAAAUACCCACUGAUGGAACUGAUGUAUGGGAAAUCGAUGCAAGUCUGUUAAAAUUUGAAAAUAAAGUUGCAUCUGGUACUUUUGGUGACCUAUAUAAAGGCACAUAUUGUAGUCAGGAAGUUGCUAUUAAAGUUCUUAAACCAGAAAGAAUCGAUGCUGAUAUGCUAAGAGAAUUCUCCCAAGAAGUUUUUAUUAUGAGGAAAAUUAGACACAAAAAUGUUGUUCAAUUUAUCGGAGCAUGUACAGAGCCUACAAAACUAUGCAUUGUAACUGAGUUCAUGGCACGUGGAAGCAUAUAUAACUUUCUCCACAAGCAAAGUGGUUCUUUUAAGCUUCCUUUAUUACUCAAAAUAUCAAUCGAUAUAUCCAAAGGCAUGACCUACCUCCACCAAAAUAACAUCAUCCACCGAGACUUAAAAACCGCAAACCUUCUUAUGGAUGAACACGAAGUUGUUAAGGUUGCUGAUUUUGGGGUGGCCAGGGUUCAGACGCAAUCUGGAGUAAUGACUGCGGAAACUGGCACGUACCGUUGGAUGGCACCAGAGGUUAUUGAGCACAAACCGUAUGAUCAUAAAGCUGACGUGUUCAGUUUCGGGAUAGUUCUAUGGGAGCUUUUAACAGGCGAAGUUCCCUACUCGUACUUAACCCCGUUACAAGCAGCAGUUGGUGUAGUACAACAGGGUUUGCGGCCGACAAUCCCUAAGGAGACACAUCCAAAGCUUAAAGAGUUACUCGAGAGUUGUUGGCAACAAAACCCGUCGUUGAGACCCAACUUCACCCAAAUUUUAGACAAACUAAAGCAAUUAGCAAAAGAGGUUGGGAAUGCGGGAGAGGGGCAAAAGGGGAAAUCGAAUAGUGGAUUUUUCUCCGGUUUUAAAAAAGGGCACCAUUGAAGUAGUGGAAGCAAGAGAUGUAAUUUGUUUUUUUUUUUUUUUUGUUAUUUGGAAAAUUUGUGUUCAUGUCAU
Molecule: messenger RNA, 1865 nt
Organism: Lactuca saligna
Lineage: Eukaryota; Viridiplantae; Streptophyta; Magnoliopsida; Asterales; Asteraceae
Source: the annotation of a GenBank genome assembly